Molecule: messenger RNA, 2266 nt
Organism: Poecilia reticulata (guppy)
Lineage: Eukaryota; Metazoa; Chordata; Actinopteri; Cyprinodontiformes; Poeciliidae
Gene: tcaim
Product: T cell activation inhibitor, mitochondrial
Cellular component (GO): mitochondrion
Source: RefSeq, a predicted model, not a curated record
CACGGAGACGUUGGGUUGGUUUUUAGUUUGAUAUGCUCUCUUACUGAUGUAUUUAUGAUCUAUAACAACAGUUAAAAGACACAGGAAAGGCUGAAGAAAUGAAGGCAUGAUUUGUAGGUGCUGACACUUUCAGGAUCCUAAAGAAGCUCGGCCUACGAAACACAGUUCUCAGUCAGAUGUUGGCACCAGUUCAUCUAAAGUCCAGUUGAUUUUGAACACUAUCUUCUGUUAAAUCUUGAGACACUUGUGGAUGUUGUUUCAGGCAUUUGACAGAUGCAGAUAACUCUGAGUCAGGACUCAUGACCUGGUUACAAGUUCAUCUGUGCCCAUCAGUGAUGUCUGUGAGCGCCCUCCUGCGAUGCACCACUAGCUUGCUGUCAGGUUCUACAGCAGAGGAACCUGGAGAGCCAUAUUUCUGAAACCUUUUAAAACUGCUUCAACACACCUGAAACGAAUGGCUCAUUAUUGGGCCUCUGCAAAACCUAAAGAGACGGUGAGGUGGAAAUGAAGCCAUCUGAUUCCAAUGCUUUGGAGCAGGAAGUCAUCUAAUAAUUGAAAAACUUGGGAAUAGGGUUCCUGAUUUAAAGUAAGCAUUCAAGCAGAAAAACAGCUCAUCUAUUAGGUAGGUCACAGAGGCAGCAGGCGAUGGCUUUCCUAGUCCAGCAGAGAGCUCUGUCAGCUGGACAGAGCUGGACAGAGGCUGUCAACGCUCUCAGACCAUUUUAUUUUGCUGUUCAUCCAGACUUCUUUGGUCAAUUCCCCAGAGAACGGGAAGUGAAUGAAAAUUCUUUGAAGCAAUUAAAUGGCUACAUGGAAAAUUUGCAGAAGCCUGGCUUAAAGUUAGUUCAGCCAAUAAAGCUCACCUUUUAUAUCAGGGACACUAAGGAGAGCACUGAGAAGCAGCCAGACAUUGUCUCUUCAGGUUUCCGUUCUGUGAGUUUCAUUCUACACACAAAUGAUAUUUUGAGUACCGUGAUGAAUGUACUGACAUCCUGCAGUUUGCCUGUGGAGCACAUGGAGAGACAUGAAAAAAGCUUUGGGACAUGUCAAAGUGGGCCUGACGGAGGAGAAUCUUUUCAUAGACCCAUAAAGUGGGAUAAAAGCUACUACACCUUCACUGGGUUCAGAGAUCCUGAGCAGGAGCUGCAGCAGACCAAGAGAAUGGAACCUACACUCCAUGGUUGGCUGAGAAACAGUGAACCUGAUGCAACAAAGAAACACAAUGCUAGUCUUCCACGGAGAGAAGAGCUGAGCAGAUUGAAGAAGGAACUGUGUGAAAAGUUUCUUUUGGCAAAUAUCAGGUGGCAGCGCAGCUGGGGAGUGGCCCAUAAGUGCUCUCAGCUUCAGAGUCUGACCCGACUGUCUCACCAGAACCCAGAGGACCUGAUCAAUCUGCAAGGCCAUACUGUUGUGUUCGCUGACCAGUCGGGCAUGAAUGCUUCUGGAGACGUCAUGCUGGGAACCAUGGAUGUUCACCAUCAGUGGACCAAAUUAUUCCAGCAGCUGCCCAGCUAUCGGAGUCUCCAGCAGCAAACAGACUGGUUGAAGGAAAGAAUCAGUUGCCUUCUGGGUGGAUCCCAAGUAAUCCACCUCGGAUCAGUCCAGCCUAUCGCUGACCACUACAGCACGCUAAAUGCUUUCCACAAGAGCCUGAUGUCCCGACGCCUGCACCUGCAUCCCAGGAGCCUGCAUGGCCUCACCAUGGUGCUGGACAAUGAUCGCUCUACACCUGGUCUCCAUGAGAUGGGGCACUUCAUUAUCCCCAUCAACUGUGACCCUCUCGAGCUCCAGCUGUUCCUCCAGAGCCAUGCCCCUGAGGCCAGAAGUCGCACCCUGCAAAGACAUCAGUUGCAGGUGGAAGAGGAGGCAGUGGUGCAGCUCUGUGUCCAGAGGCUGUCUCUGAGGGGCCUCUCCAAGGAGCCCAGCUUGAGCUCCAGUCACAUGAUUCUCUGCUGCAGGAGGUUCAUAGAGCAGCACCCCCCACUGCUGCAGGGGCUCCAUGUCUGUGUCUCCCACUUUUACUCUGUCAUGCAGGACGGCGACGUAUGUGUCCCCUGGGACUGGAAGAGCUGAGAAUUUAUAUAUAUAUAUAUAUAUACACAGUCGUGUUUUAUGGCUACUGUGGAUUCACCUCCGAGAAAUGUUUUGCAUUCACAAUCUAUAAAGAGAUAAGUGUAAAACUAGAAAACACAGCAAACCACAGAAACUGUAUGUUUAAGAAUGUAGAAAAUAAAACCGUUGUUCUAUCGCAUGAACAAACCCUGUU